Molecule: messenger RNA, 850 nt
Organism: Sarcophilus harrisii (Tasmanian devil)
Lineage: Eukaryota; Metazoa; Chordata; Mammalia; Dasyuromorphia; Dasyuridae
Gene: FKBP1B
Product: FKBP prolyl isomerase 1B
Exons: 4
Coding region: 138-464 (108 amino acids)
Biological process (GO): regulation of cardiac muscle contraction by regulation of the release of sequestered calcium ion
Cellular component (GO): sarcoplasmic reticulum membrane
Molecular function (GO): peptidyl-prolyl cis-trans isomerase activity
Source: RefSeq, a predicted model, not a curated record
GGAGGGAAGCCGCACAUUGGCCCGGGCCGGGAGGCCGGGGCGGAGUCCCGGAGGCCGGCCGGCAGCAGCUGUGGUGACGGCGGGGGAGACAGCGGCUGGCGCUGGCGGGGACCCCGGGCGGGGAGGACGGGGUCCUGAUGGGCGUGGAGAUCGAGACCAUCUCCCCUGGAGAUGGAAGGACGUUUCCCAAGAAGGGCCAGACGUGUGUGGUGCACUACACAGGAAUGCUUCAAAAUGGGAAGAAGUUUGAUUCCUCCAGAGACAGAAACAAGCCUUUCAGGUUCAAGAUUGGCAGGCAAGAAGUGAUCAAAGGCUUUGAGGAUGGCACUGCCCAGAUGAGCCUGGGUCAGAGGGCGAAGCUGACCUGCACCCCUGACGUGGCCUAUGGAGCCACGGGGCACCCGGGAGUCAUCCCUGCCAACGCCACCCUCAUCUUUGACGUGGAGCUGCUCAGGUUAGAGUGAGCGCUCAGGGGUGCCGGCUGAGGCCAGCUGCUGCUGUUCAUAUGCCACCCCUGCUUCCCCGGGGUCCCCCAGCUUCCCAUUCCAAGCUUCCAUCCCCGGGAGGCCCGUCUUCAUCAUACCGUGUGUGUGCAUGUGCGUGUGUCCGGUUCUGUGCUGACAAGCUUCUUGGCUUUGAGGAGACCCCGUCAGGAACGCUCUCAGACGGGACCCCUCCUCUAACUUGCAUGUGCCCCCAGCCCCGCCCCGCCCCCCCCCACCACCACCACCACGCGCUGGCACUUUUAUUUAUGAAGCAAAAAGUCUGCACUGCCUUACUUGUCCACUGAGCCCAGGAGCUGCCGGUCCCAGCCGGACGUGCACAAGCCAGGCCCGAGCCCGCCCGCCGC